Molecule: messenger RNA, 1347 nt
Organism: Dioscorea cayenensis subsp. rotundata (Guinea yam)
Lineage: Eukaryota; Viridiplantae; Streptophyta; Magnoliopsida; Dioscoreales; Dioscoreaceae
Exons: 1
Coding region: 1-1347 (448 amino acids)
Source: RefSeq, a predicted model, not a curated record
AUGGUAGAGACUUCACUUGUAUUGGUUUACUACAAUUGUUCAAUCACUGCCAGUGAAGAGACAAUUAUAUUUUUGUCAGAGGAUCAAUCAUAUUUUUAUGUCGAAGACGACAUCUCUUAUGAAAAUUUACAGAGAUCCAUUGAAGAAAGCAUUGAGACUGCUGACAACCAAGGAGUUUUAUGUAUCAAAUACCGGCUCACAAUUUCUUUAGGAUCAGGUAAGAUUUACUAUUGGUCAUUCAAAUUUCGUAAUGACCAAGAUGUUCGGAUGAUGUUCGACUGCCAUAAAAGAAAUCCAGAUAUUGGCAUUAUUGAAUUGUACGUGGAGUUCAGCGCUGCAGCUUUCGAGGGUGCUCCUUCCCAACAACAAACCGCCCUAGAUAACGAACGCAAUAUGAGACGGGAGAGGAUUUCAUCAGCAUGCCAAGUUAAUGAACCUGAAUGGCUCUCUACGGAGUGGAGGGCACUAGAUGAUCCACCACCCAAUAUUUAUUUUACUAAUUUACAACAUCUACAAGGUGGAACAAGUUCUUUUCAUGAUACUCAUGAAACCGAAUUCGGUCAGUAUGGGCGAUCCAGUGGAGACGAUGAGGACGACGGUGGUGACAGCUUUGGGGAAGACACUGAAGCAAGUAUUGAUGACAUUCAGUUAGAAAAAUACAAUCUCGAAGAUGUUCCAAUGCCCGGCCAUAAUUUCACGAUGGCACCAAUGGAGCCUCCAACACAUAUGAGGGCCCUUGAUUUGGAAGCAAUGUCCGCACAAGAAUUCCGGGAGUACCCUUUAUUGUAUGCCGACACAUUAAGCGGAGCAACGACAGAUGGAGAUCUGCAUGUAGGCAUGAGGUUUCGAAGAAAAGAUGAUGCUGUGACCGCAAUUAAGCAUUACUGCUUACUUAAAUCUGUCGAAUAUAAAGUUAUCGAGCCUGAUCCGACUCGAUUCUCCGGUAAAUAUAAGUCAUAUGGUGAUGGGUGCAAUUGGAGGGUUCACACAUCCUACAGCAAGCAGAGACAACUUUGGGAAAUUACAAAGUAUAUUGGGUUUCACACGUGUUCAUCAGCAAUGAUCUCGCAGGAUCAUUCGAAGCUGGAUUCAAACAAGAUUUGUUGCCAAAUACAAGCACUAGUCCAACAACAGCCAAGCAUAAAUGUAUUGGUUUUAAUAGCGAAGAUCAAGAAUCGAUACGGAUACAUACCGACACAUAGGAAAGUAUGGACAGCUAAGCAAAAAGCGGUUGAAGCAGCAUUUGGCAAUUGGGAGAACUCCUACAACGAAUUACCAAGAUGGCUAUUAGCGUUGCAACAGUUUGUUGUAGGGACAAUAGUUGAUCUUGAGACCCAGCCGGCAUAG